AUGUUGAGGCUUUUCGGUGCUGCGGCCUUGCUGGGCGCGGCGUUUGCGCAAAACUCGUCGGCCGCGCUGCCAACUGUGGAUUUGGGGUAUGAGAUUUACAGGGCUGCGACUUUCAACAGUACGGGUGGCUUUUACAAUUUCUCCAAUAUCAGAUAUGCCGCACCUCCCGUCGGCGAUCUGAGGUUCGCUCCUCCUCAGGCUCCGGCGGAGAAUAGGUCUGCGAUCAACACCGGCAGCAUCUCGAGGAUUUGUCCCCAAGCUGGUCCCGCCUGGUCUGCGCAGGCUACUCAGUUCCUCACUAGCGUUAUACUCGGCACUUCUUACAACACCAGCACAAACUACGUGCCGUCGGGCGCUAACUCCAGCAGCCCCGUCCCAGCAGCGGACCCUAGCGAGUCGGAGGACUGUCUCUUCCUGGAUGUUUUCGUGCCUGAGGAUGUUCUGGCCAAGGCAGGAAAGGGCUACGGCGCUCCAGUCUUGGUUUGGAUUUACGGCGGUGGUUACACGGGCGGAAACAAGAACAACAACCCUGCAGGACUCAUCGCUGCUUCUGGCAAUUCGACCAACGGCGAUGUAAUCUAUGUCUCUCUGAACUACCGCCUCGGUGCUCUCGGAUGGCAAGCCGGCCCCUCGUUCCAGGCUGAAGGCGGCACGAGCAACCUGGGUCUGUACGACCAGCGCUUCGCUCUUGAAUGGGUACAGCAGUACAUCCACCUCUUUGGAGGCGACAAGAACCGCGUUACCGUCUUCGGUGAGUCGGCUGGCGGCGGUUCCAUCAUCCACCAGAUCACAGCCUACGGUGGACUCAAGGGCAAGGCCCCCUUCCAGCAGGCGAUUCCUCAGAGUCCUGGAUGGCAGCCCGUGCAGUCCAAUGUCCAGCUCGAGGACACUUACCGCAAGUUCUUGAACCUCACAAACACCACAUCCCUCGCCGAGCUGCGCGCCCUUCCAUCCGAGGUCGUCAUGCGUGCCAAUGCACAGCAAGUGGCCUACGACACCGCUUGGGGCCAGUUCGCGUACGGACCCAGCGUUGACGGCAACUUCGUUCCCCUGCAGCCCGGACAGCUGCUUGCGCAAGGCCGAUUCGACAAAGACGUGAACGUCAUGGUCGGUCACAAUGCGAACGAGGGUCCUCUCUUCACGGCUCCUUCUAUCCAGUCGGACGCUGCGCUUCGCAGGCAGCUGAACACGGCGUACCCGUAUAUGCCCAACUCUUCGGUCGAUUACAUUACCAACGUGCUCUACCCUUCGGUCUUCAACGGCUCGUACCCGUACACGACCCAGUAUCAGCGCGCUAGCCUGGUCAUCGCUGAGGGCGUCUUCACCUGCAACACUUACUUCCUGUCCAAGGCCUACAACAACGAGACCUACUCGUACCUGUUCGCCGUGCCGCCCGCUUUCCACGGAUUCGAUGUUGCGUACACCUACUACACAGGUGGCGCUACAAGCCUUUUGCCCACCGGUGUAACGAACCGCACCGUCGCCAUUGCGCUGCAAGAGUUCAUCGCGAGCUUCGCCGAGGAUGGUGCCCCCGAAGCGCCCGGCAUCACCAAGUUCGACAUGUACGGAGAGAAUGCGAGCGUGCUGAGGCUCAACAUUACGGGCACUGGCGAGAUUCGCGAUUCGAAUGCGAAUGCGCGCUGCGACUGGUGGCAGUUGGCUUUGGUGUCGUAG
Messenger RNA from Ascochyta rabiei, 1674 nucleotides. RefSeq lists its product as uncharacterized. The record is from RefSeq and is a predicted model, not a curated record. The coding region runs from base 1 to 1674 and encodes 557 amino acids. The transcript is spliced from 4 exons. Lineage: Eukaryota; Fungi; Ascomycota; Dothideomycetes; Pleosporales; Didymellaceae.